Messenger RNA from Hylaeus anthracinus, 9173 nucleotides. RefSeq lists its product as uncharacterized. The record is from RefSeq and is a predicted model, not a curated record. NCBI's taxonomy places the organism in Eukaryota, Metazoa, Arthropoda, Insecta, Hymenoptera, Colletidae. Gene Ontology annotation, biological process: calcium-mediated signaling; actin filament organization; neuron projection development. Gene Ontology annotation, molecular function: actin filament binding. The transcript has 20 exons. Gene Ontology annotation, cellular component: cytoplasm; actin cytoskeleton; postsynaptic density. The coding region runs from base 731 to 6871 and encodes 2046 amino acids.
UAAAAGGGAUGACGACCAUCUUGGACCAUUUUUCACGGGUUGUUGACACGGGCAGAUCGCACAGCCGGUUGUGAAAGUGUUUUCGCGAUGUAAAAUCGUAUCGUAAUUAAAUCGGGAAUAAGUAGUGGUUGUUUAGAAACUGGAAUCGUAAGCGAUACCGGUUCACGCGUUUUAAAUUAUCGCGUGAGGAUCGUUAGACAUGUAAGGGUAAAAAAAAUUCGUUUGUAACGAGCGUCUGUCACGAAUGUAAGGGAGCUUGACAGAGACGAAUGUAUAGUCUUAUCGUAUUUACUCGGAAUUUUCUACAGAAAUUAUUUUGUUCGGUAAUGUUCUUCCGUGCGAUAAGGAAUCGACUUAUCGAAGUGAAGAAGAUAUAAGAUCGUUGGGGAUACGUCUUUACAAAGAAAAAUGGUUUCGUGCACAUGGUGACACUUCUGAGACAUUACUAAUAGCAAUGAUAAUUUAAUCAAUGAAAUUGUUGCGUUAUGAAUGUGCCAUGUUGUGGAUACAUUGUGUUGCGUGUAAAAGCCAUGCACCUUGUGUUUGUGUCUGUUAUCAAAAUGAAUGAAAAAAACAGCAUGUGCAUCACAGGAUCAUAGUGGAUUUAAUAACAAACUAUCCAACAAAAAAUGAUGAACAAAAAGAAUAGACGAAUGACAAUGGGCUGAAAUAUAUCAGACUUUAAAACUCUUACAAUUUUUAUACACGAGAGAUUCCAGGGAAACAAGACAUGGCUACAGUAGAAGAAAAGAAACGAGUUGGUGGCUCAAAAGUGUCAGCUAUCGCGAACAUUUUUCAAUCGAAACCACAACUGGACAAUUUAAACCAUAGAACUAAUAAUAUUUUGUCAGAUGGUUUCAAGGAACCAGCUGUACCUUUAAAAGAGUCUCCCACGCAAGUCACGGUUGUUAGAACUGAAAGCCAUGUGGCUCGUUUCAAUAAUGCACGAGCACUUUUUGAGAAACUUGGAGAAGAAAAUAAACCAAAUAAACCGGUCGAUCGAAUUGCAAAGCCAACCAAUUUACAUGGUUUGAGAUCGCGUUCUAGUUCGGCAAAUUCUGGAUCGGGUUGUACGUCUCCGGCUAGAUCACCGCGUCCGAGAUCUCCUUCGCCUCCAGGAACUAGAGAUCAUUUGAGUAAUUGGAGCGCAAGCGUACCAGCUUUAAAUGCUGAGAGACAUUUUGAAAAUGGUCACAAUCACGGUUUGGAUAAUUUGCCAGACAAACAUAAAUCGCGCGCAGCUUUUGGAAAGUUCGAUAAAAAUUAUGGCAAAGAAAAUCGUUUGGAUGAUCGCCCGGAGAAACCAGAAAAACCGGAAAGGAGAUUAAAUUCAAAAGAGUUGAUUGAAAAGCAGAAAAAUUGGACUAGCCAUUUCUCAAAAACUAGACCGAGUAGAUAUAAUUCAGACCCAAAUAGAUCCGUGGUUCAGAGUUCUUUGAAUCAGAGCGCAAAUAAAGUGAACAUUGAAACUACUUCCGUAGGACACGCACAAAAUGCAACAAGUAUCGAUAACGAAGCGAGAAGGCCAACAGAUAUUUCAAGUAAUCCAGCAACAAGAUCUGCGAGCUUUUGUUCAAUUAGAUCAUCUACUAUAUCACCACCUCCACCUCCACCGCCAACAAGAAAUUCUUCUACUUCGAACGCGAAAAAAGAAAGACCGGCUAGCAUUGCAGCUGUGUCUCCUGUAGAUCUUCCUAGUAGUCCAGAAUAUGCUACUAUAAAUAAAUAUUUUGAUACUUCGCCAAGUAUACCAGAAUAUGCAGUUGUACAAAAAAAUACGAAUGUACAAAAUAAAAAUUUCCAAAGAAACCAAGAACAGCGGGAAGCUUCAAAGAAUAUUGUUGCUCCUACACCAGAGCGAACGCAAGAUGUAUUCGUGCCAGAGUAUGCUGUUGUACAAAAGAACAGCACAGGCAAAGUGCAUUCACGUAAUACGGACAUAUCAAAAAACACAUCUGUUCAACAUUCGAAAAGCUUCAAUAACACGGAAAGUUGUUUGAUCUCCAAAAAUGCCCUUGCAAGCUCAAGUAUUGAUAUUUAUUCGCAAACGAAAUCGCAUGUUUCCUCUUAUGAAAGAAAUUCUGAUACAUCUAGUCCAACGCGGAGUAUGUCGAUCGAGAAUAUUUCUAGUAUUGCGUACGAAAAUAAGGUGAAGAGAGACGGUGAUCUGCUCGAUACUCCCGAGUAUUUAAAUUAUCCCUCGAACGCUGUACGUUCACCCCCGAAAACUUCCGAAUGGAGAAACGAAUGGUUAGCCAAAAACGAUGAAAUUUUGAAGAAAGCAGCGAACCUGAAAAAUUCUAAAGAAGUUUUAGAUGUAGAAACUAAAAAUGAAAUCGUUAGACUCGAUCCAAGACCAGACUGGGCCAGACCAAGCGUAAAUACCGUAAGGAAAAAAGAUAACACGAUGGACGAAAGGAAAAUAGAACCGUCAAGAUCUCCGGAUCCGGAAUUGAGACCACCUUCUGGAGGUACGGAUAGUGCUUCUUCUAGUAUGAGCUCCCCUAGCUCCCCUUCUAAGGAUAGUAAAGAAGAGAAGGCAGAUAAGGAAAUGUCUGAAAAAUUUCAAACGGGACGUAACAGUUAUGAUUUGGAACCCGAAGAGCAAGAAAAGCCUGCAACAUAUGCAGAAUCCAUUCGCGAGAAGGAUGUUUCGGAAAAAAAUUCACGAUUCAAUGAACCAGAUACCACCACAGUUAUUCGACGUUCUCAUGUACGUGUUGAUCUUCAAGCUGCUGGUCUGGGACACCGGCCACCAUCAGUUGUUAGUUCGGAUCAAGAAUAUCCGCCGUUAGAGCAUAAAGAUAUACCGAUACCUUCGCCGUAUGCAAGAAAAAUGCAACAAAAUCAAGAAGUUUCCACGCAAAACAACGAAGGUAAACCUCAAAUGAAAACAAACGUAGAAGAAAAUGUACUGAUAAAAACUGAUUCAACAAUAAGUUGCCAUAAUAAGAUAUCUCAUGACAGUAAUCAUGAUCAUGCAAGAGCGAAUUCAGUGAUCACAGAAGUAAAUCAAAAUGUAGUCUUAGAUAAUAAUAAGUCGAAAUCAAAUAUUACCAAUGAAAGGCAUACAUUUUCCGAAACGGUAUGCCAGAAAACAGUAUCUAACGCCAAAAAUGAUCAAAUCAAGAUUUCCGUGCGGGAAAAGCUCGCAAAAAAUAAAGAAGAGGUAUCUGGGAAACGUUCAAGUUUCGCUGAAGUUGAUAAUAGAGUAGAUCAAACAGACAAAGCCAUUUUAAAUACGAGUCAAUGUUCAACUAUUUCAAAUACUCAUAGUAGCGAGAAUUUGAUAAACAAACCUAUUAAUAACGAAGAAUUAGAUGAAGCGGUACGUCCAGUAAAUGCAUCUGAAUUUCUGUUAAAAAGUGGUAGUCAGAAGGAAUAUAUAACGCUAGCAGGAAAUACGAUACAACCACCCAAUUCCCAAACGGUAAACAAUAUUAUAAAUAGGAGUAUAGAAGAAUCGGAUCAACCUCAAACAACUUGGGAGCAGGAAAAGCAAAAAGCUGAAUUGGCAAAAUUACGAUUACAAGAAAGUACCCCCGUCAUGAAUACCGUUCAAAAAGCUAACGUACCUCAAAACGUGUCACCUGCCGUUAUAGCUCAACAUAUAGAAAUGAAACAAGCGGUUGAACAUGUCACAUCCGAAAAUAGUCUUCACGAUGAUAGCGAUUCUAGCGACACUAAAACUAUUACAAAUUUGGAAUAUGGACCAGGAAUGGAUAUGAAAAAUGUUAACGAACACAUUUCUAAGACUGCAAUGGAAACUUCUAAAACUAACGUUAAUCAAACAGUUCCUAUAACACCAGAUACUAUGACAGCCGACGAGGCAGAAAACCUGCUCAGUUCUCGUAUCCUAGAGAAAAAGAUAAGACAAGGAUCAGUUUUGUUGUCGGAUGAGGAAGCACAAGAAAUAGCAAGGCUAUUGUCGCCUACUGCAAAUGCUGAGACUGUAAACGAAGAAAAUGGUAUUGAUAAAAGUAAAGACAUGGAUAAAGAAAGGGAGAGAGAAGAUCAAGAUAAUACACCAGAUUGGCUGUCCGAUGUUCUGUCUGCUCCUGAUACCAGUCUUAUUAAUAGCACCACUAAUGAUUAUAGUUUGUCCCAUAGAUCACGUAGCGAUUUAACGAUAGACUCGUUAACGGAGAGUCGAGUGGGUUCUGUAACUGGCAGUGAAAGUGGUUUGCUUGGAUCCGUUAGUAGUUUAAACUAUACUCAUGAAACUAACGACGAUACAGAAACUGAACAUCAAGAUGAAUAUAUCCCGCCAAUGCCUGGCAAAGUUGUGCUCGUGGAGAAUGGCGUACAUUAUUUCGAAGACGGUCAUUUUUGGAUGGAAGUCGCCGGAAUACCAGAAUCGGACGAAGAGAAGGACGAUUAUCCGACAAAUUUACCCGAGAAAAAAAUGACUAAAGUUUCAUUUGACACAGGACCAAUGAAAGUUUACUCAACGCAUUCGGUGAACGAGUACGAUCGUCGAAACGAAGACGUGGAUCCUGUUGCCGCAAGUGCAGAAUACGAACUCGAAAAACGAGUGGAAAAGAUGGAGGUUUUCCCAGUGGAACUUAUGAAAGGACCAGAAGGUCUCGGUUUGAGCAUAAUUGGAAUGGGCGUUGGUGCGGAUGCCGGACUUGAAAAAUUGGGUAUAUUCGUCAAAACCAUCACGGAAAAAGGCGCAGCUGCGCGAGAAGGCAGAAUACAAGUGAACGAUCAAAUUGUUGAAGUGGAUGGAAAAUCUUUAGUUGGAGUUACACAAGCGUAUGCAGCCAGCGUUCUUCGUAAUACUUCGGGUCUUGUGCGUUUUGUGAUUGGUAGAGAACGCGAUCCGAACUCAGAGGUAGCCAUGCUAAUUCGCCAGAGUCUUCAAGCAGACAAAGAAAGAGAACAAGCUAAUUCCGCAAGAAAACUUAAUUUUUCGGAUGCCUCGCCUGAUAGUCAACGAGGCGGUGAGGAAGGGUCCGUUGGAAGCAUGAGUGCAAUACCAGGUUCUCCAGCUAUGUCGUCAUGUUCUGAAGGGGAGCCUCCCCAAAGUCCUAUAGAAAAUUACUUGUCUGCUUCUAGUCGGAGUAGAUCUCCUAUUAUCAGUUCAUCGAUGCCACCAUCCGCCACCACACAAAGCGAUGUCGACAGUCUAAGACUACUUUUACAAGAGAGUCAGUAUAAACUAGCAUUAGCAGAUGGAGAGGUGGAAAAGCUCAAAGCUAAGCUUGUAGACUUGGAAACCAGUGGGGCGGGUAGUGAGGAAUAUGCAGCCAAAUUACGCGAAUCUGGUUUACGACUCCAUGAAUCCGAGAGAGCUUUAGGCACUGCUAGACAGGAUUUAGCAAUGGCACGAGAAAUGCUUUCUCAAGCAACAGCACAGAAUGCUGCUUUACAACAGAAAUAUGCACGAGCAAGGAGAGCAGCACGUGAGUUGCGCGCGGAUAUUGCGGCUCGUGAUGAAUUCUAUCAACAGUUGUUGCAAGAGAAAGACACAGAAUACAAUGCUCUUGUUAAAAGUUUAAAGGAUAGGGUAAUCACGUUAGAAGUAGAAUUAACGGAAACGCAGAGAAGGUUUGGAUUACCCGUGAGAUUGCCUUACGAUGGUACAACAGCUAGGAUAGUCACGCCACAGUUAUCGCGUCGUCAGUUACCUCCACCCCCUUCGUCAACUAGCUGUCAGCUUUCAGACACAGAGACAUCGGAUCUUAGUAGCCCCGAUGACGGGGAUAAAACUGCAACAGUGGAGAGAAAAUUACCGCUUCCCUUGCCAGUCAAGGAGGAAUUAGACCGAGCAGUACCUGCUCAUCGACUCCUCGACAAUUCUGCUGGGAAAAGUAAAGCUGAACUUGCUAGCAGAGGAGGACUCGCGAAUCGACAACUUCCUAAACGAUCCGGUGGCCUUAGUAAUAGCAGUUCCGACUAUGGUUUGGACGAAUCCGGUGACAAUACUGACGAAGAUUCGUCUUCGAAACUUCUUUCUCAAGAUACAAGUAGCAGGUCUCCGAACGAUUUGACAUCGAAACAAUCGAACUUGAGUUCCUAUUCCAGUAGUUCUUCGAUUAGUUCACUGAAAAGUAAACAUAUGGAACCUACGCAUCCAACGGCGAUCCGACAACACAGUACUAUUAGCUCUCAAGUUAGAGCUAUGACAGAACAAAGUUGGCCACAGUCACAAAAAAGUUUAACCGGACCACCGGCAUCAUUAGCAGAACAAUUAAAACAAGUUUUGGCGGAAAGAGAAAGACGGCUUGGUGGAAAUGAUAUGUCUUCAUCGAGAGAGAGUUCCGGAGACUUUAGCGACUUAAAUAAUCCACAUAACGAUCCAGCUUUGGUUACCCAUCAUUUAGUUGAAGAAAUACGACAAGCUGUAAACGAGGCUAAUCAGAGAGUAAAAAAAGUCACUAUUCCUUCGUCAAAUAUAAUUGGUAACAGCGCGACACCCUGGCACCAUCCAGGUAGUUCACCUUCCAGUCUAUCUUCCGGUGGAUCCGUCAGCCCACCUGCUGUUGAUCCUAGCCCAUCCAAAACAGAUACGAGUGAAGUUUGGUUGCCUCCUCAUCCAAGCGACUUUGGUUUAGGUGAGAAGAAGUCUCAUUUUUGGCAGAAUGCCCCAGUCACAGAUUGGUCGAAGGAACAAGUGUGUCAGUGGUUAUCGGGAAUCGGUUUGGAGCGUUAUUCGCCGCGCUUUUUGGAAACUGGAAUUAACGGCGGUAACCUUUUACGGCUUGAGUCCCGGGACCUCAAAGCUUUUGGUAUUUACGGAGAAGAGAAAUCCCAUUUGAAACGGAAAUUAAAGGAACUUAGAGCACAAGCGGACCGGGAACGCAAGGAAAGAAAAGAAAUUGAACGAAUGCGGCGAAAAGCAGAGAAGGCUGCAAGGAAAAAAUAGUUUGUGUAUACAAUUAUGUAUUUGUGUCCUUCGUGAAAUGCAAUAAUAUUGCACAAAAAGUCGGUGACAUAUGGAAAUCUUGUGUAUGAUAUUCCAGUGAUGUCUGUAAUGUAUUUUUCAAUUCUUCCGUCUGUAUUUAAUUCGCUAGUGCGUAUAAGCAGUCACAGUUAAGUAAAUGUUCUUGUUCGGAUUUCUCUAUCCGAAAUCUUAAACAUUAAUUAUUUAUACUGAGUUAUCAAAUUUUUAUCUUUACAUUUUUGCAUUUAUUUAUGAUCCUUGUAUUCGUGUUGCUUCGUUAUUCUUGUAGUAUUUGUAUUAAUUAUUAAUAUUUAUGAAGCGACAAUGAAUACAGUUCAAGGAAAGGGUAUGUAUGUGAAAACAUGACCCCGUUAUGCCAGACGUAUGCAAGUGAUAUGUAUUGUAUAAUAUUCAAGCCAUUUAGAUAAAUUGUAAUAAAACUUUGAUUAUAUAGUUUUUUUUUUUUUUUUUUUUAUACUUGUAAGUAUAUACUUUAUAAUGGUAUCUGUUUUAUGUUACUAGAAUAUGUUGUUUCUUGUAUUUAUUUUUAUUAUCGAUUUGAUUCGUGUAAUAACAAUUUCAUGUCGUAACAGAUAAUACAAAUGCUAGAGAAAUAGGAUAUUAGUGUAACUAUUACUGGAAGAAAGUGACUGUCCUUUAGUAUGUACAUCAUUGAACUGUCAACGAAUUUGUAAUUAUCAAUACGGUGUGUGUUAUAAAUUUCAUUGUAGAUCGAUCAAACUAUAAAAUAACUAUAUUCAUCUGUAUUUAUUCCAUUUAAAUUUGCUCAGACUAUAUUUCACGACACUAACAAGUUAUCGCAUUUCUUUUAUCUAUAUAAAAUGAAGUAUUGUCAUCAUACAUCAACAUCAUAUUAUACCACCGUUUUCUAUGUAUUAAAAUUUUUUUUCUUUUAAAUCAUGCGAAAUUUGUAUUAUGCGUAUCAAAUGAUAGAAAUCUGCACAACGUCGAUUUUAUUGCGACUAUAAUUUUUAAGUUAUGUGAUGAAUUUUCUUCGGCGUUUUGUAUACUUUAGACAUUCCAUGCGAUUUUAUAAUUUUAUCUUUAUUAACACAAGUAGAACAAACACUGCGGAAGCUUUUAUGCUUCGAGCAAUGUCCCUAUGCAUACGUGGAUAUACUGCGAAUACAUUGUGUAUUAAAUAAUGUAUGUGAAUACAAGAUUAGUAACCAAACGAGAACGCGUACUGAAUGUUCAUUCAAGUAAUUACGGGACCCGCUUGGGUAUAACGUAGACGAACGUACCUUAUCGUACGUAUACUUAUUUAUAAUAAUGUUAAUGGUUUUGUAUAAUGUUAAAUACUUUGUUUUUCUCUUUAUAUCGUUCUUUUCAAGAAGAACGUUUCUUUCACACGGAGCAAUUAAACGUGCAAAGUAUUUGACAUUGAUACAUAUUGUACAUAUUACACAAUGAACGAUCACUAAUAUUGUAAUCUACAAGAACAUGAGUAUGACGUGAGGCGUGUAAGAGGCAUAACUAUAGUGUCAUAAUAUCUUUAUAGAGAAUAGUUUUUCAUUUUCUAACUUAAGCGUUUAUCAAAGGUCCUCCAUUUUUUAACAGUACUAUGUAUCACGAUAUCUUAAAAGCAAUUAAUACUUGUUAUUUCUGUUGUUAUAUACAACGAAAUGUGGGAACUGAACUCGAAAGAUACAACAAAUCGUUGAAAAAAAAAGAAACUCUUGCGUCUCAGGGUAAAUCUUAAUAUGUUUCGAAACUUGUAUGUUCGACGAACAAAAAAAAAAAAAUUCUCAAGGAUCAGAACGUCCUGCAAUUCGUUUUAAAGUAAUAUUGCAAACUUGAAGGAGCAGACGUUUGAUAAAAACUGACUGAUUUACGAUAAGUUUUUGUAGUUGAUUUUCAACGAAUGGCUUAGGUAUGCGACUUAACGAAGCAAACACUUGUCCAAAAGUAAUAGUCUAGCCCAAGAACCAAAACUUUUACAUCUCUAUGGAACUACAUGGUAUCUGAAUGUUUUUCAUACGUUUUUUCGGUAAUUUUAAAUUAUUGCACACGGGAGAGAAAAAUUAUGGUUCCAUGGAUAAGAACGAAAUAUCACAGUUGCGUGAACGGCAGCUUUUUAAUAAUUACUAUGAAAAGUAUUGUCAACAAAUACUCUUAAACGUUUUAAUUAAAAGUAAUUCAUACAAUACACUCGUAGUUUGUUUUUUUACCUAAUAAAUUAUACACCGAGGAAAAUUUCAAUUGUAUUGUACAUGUAUAUGUAUCUAAACCAUAGACUUUAAAUACAAUAAUAGAAACCUUA